This is a messenger RNA of Centropristis striata (black sea bass), 1875 nucleotides long. It is a transcript of the gene cdc123, whose product is annotated as cell division cycle 123 homolog (S. cerevisiae). Lineage: Eukaryota; Metazoa; Chordata; Actinopteri; Perciformes; Serranidae. Gene Ontology annotation, cellular component: cytoplasm. Bases 114 to 1145 code for a protein of 343 amino acids. The record is from RefSeq and is a predicted model, not a curated record. The transcript has 13 exons.
AAAUGACAAGGCGUUUAAUGAGAAUGCGGCCGCACAAUAACAAAAACAUCCAAAACAUCAGCGGGCCGGAAGACAUUUACUGAUGGACUCUUUCCGUUACAGGAUAUUGCAGCAUGAAGAAGGAGCAAGUUGUCAACUGUCAGUUUUCGGUUUGGUAUCCGAUAUUCAAGAAACACACGAUUAAAAGCCUGAUUCUCCCACUGCCUCAGAAUGUAAUAGAGUAUUUACUGGACGAUGGCACACUGGUAGUCUCUGGGAGUGACCAUAACACACAGCAGACACACACUAACAACAGCGACUCUGACGCAGAAGAAGAUAUUCAGUGGUCAGAUGAUGAAACAACCUCCACUGUCACUGCUCCUGAGUUCCCAGAAUUCACCUCUAAAGUGCUGGAGGCCAUAAACGCCCUGGGUGGGCGAGUCUUUCCUAAACUCAACUGGAGCGCUCCACGGGAUGCUAACUGGAUUGCUCUGAACAGUUCCCUGCAGUGCCACAGCCUCAGUGAUAUAUUUCUGCUCUUCAAAAGUUCUGACUUCAUCACCCACGACCUGACGCAGCCAUUCCUUCUGUGUAGUGACCAGGACUCCCCAGACCCAGUCAUAAACUAUGAGCUGGUCCUGAGAAAGUGGAGCGAGCUGAUUCCUGGAGGAGAGUUUCGCUGCUUCGUCAAAGAAAACAAACUGAUCGCUAUCUCCCAGAGAGACUACACUCAGUAUUACCAGCACGUCUUGAAGCAGGAGGAGGAGGUCUGUCACGCCAUCCAGGAGUUCUUCAGCCAGCACAUCCAGUACAACUUCCUGGACGAAGACUUUGUAUUUGAUGUCUACAGAGAUAGCCAGGGGAGGGUGUGGCUGAUUGACGUGAACCCGUUCGGAGAGGUGACAGACUCGUUGCUGUUCAGCUGGGAGGAGCUGACGUCUGGAGGGGAAAUCGCCCAGCAGCAGGAAGGCCCGGCGUUCCGCUGCACCACCAGCGAGGUGACGGUGCAGCCCAGUCCCUGUCUGAGCUACAGGAUCCCACGGGACUUUGCAGACCUCUCCACCGGAGAGGACGCCUACAAACUCAUCGACUUCCUCAAACUGAAGAAAAGCCAACAGGAAGAGUCUGAGGAGGACGAAGAAGAGGAGGGGAACGCUCCACAGUGACACAGUUAAUCUGAAGAGUAGCUGCUAGUGUCACCUGCGCUCCAUAUAUAUGUUUUCUGCAUGAAGUGACUCUUUACCCUUCUGUCCCGUUUGAGCUAAUUUUUCAUUUCAGCCUUUGCUCCCUCGCUCGUCUGUGAACGGUGGGCGGUGUUCCUGGGGCGUCUUGAAUAGCUCUCUCGUGUUAGUCUAAUGGAACACGUUAAAUUAGCACAUCAUGUUAAUGGCUCUUUGAGGAUUCAUUUUCUGCAGGUAGUUCUUUGCUGAGCGCCGUCUCACUGAUGGUAAUGGCUCGGUGAGACAGGUAAGGGAGGCCCCUGUAGUGUCGAGUAGCCCUUUAUUCCUGUUUAUUUUUUUAUGGGGGGAAAAUUCUGUUACUGCAAGUUGAUGUAUUCACCGAUACUGUAAAGAAUGCCUGCUUUUAUACUUUAAAAUAAGUGUGUUAAUAGUUAAUGUAUCUAUAUUGAAGCCAAGAAAUGUCUCUGGAUGUAAAAUGACCUAGUCCACACACAUUUCAUUGUGUAUUUAUGUGUUGUGAGACUCCGACAGACUUCUUUAUUUAACACUAAAGAGUCACCUUUAAUUUUUCCUCCCUGCCAAUUUCCUCUGAGCAGUUUUGACACACUCAUCGCUCCGAGCUGCUCCGGGCGUUCUUUUCGACUCCUGUUUUUUCCCAUCAUGCAUUGCUGUAGACUGUUGCUCCAAAAAACACCAUUAAACUUCUUGUCGUGUA